GAUGUGGUAGACGGUCUUUAGAAGAGCACCACAACAUUGUUAAAGCAGCCAAGAGAAAACGGCAGCGUUUAAGAGCCAGGUGCGCAACUUAUUGUAAUUUUAUCAACCCAAACUUGUGUCCGGCUGAGCUCCUGCGUCAGGCUUUACGCACCAUGCGCCCUGUGACGGGAGCAGCUCUGUGAUUUCAGCUGGAGAUGCUGCAUGAGAGGACCGAGCCUGAAUGAAGACAGACCACCGUGUAAUCACGCAGGAUUUAUGCUGCUUGUCAGCAGUUGAUCACACGGCAUAAAUAAGAAUUAAGAAAAAGCACAAAUUUAAUUCAGGAGCACCUUCCCAGCUUCCAUUUAAUCGCUCAGCUGCCACAGACUCUGGUCUGCGUCGCCCCUCAUCAGCCUCCCGUCUGAAGGAGCUCCUGUGCAGCCAUGCCAAAGAACACCAAGGUGACACAGCGGGAGCACAGCACGGAGCCGGUCACCGAGUCGGUGGCCGACCUGCUGUCCCUGGAGCACCCCAUGGACUAUAAGAGCAGUCAGAUGAGUAUGGGUCUCAGUCCUGCAUCGACUGCCCCCGGAAAGGCCCUGCUGCCUUCCCUCGAUCCGGACGCCGAGGACGGGCGGCCGGCGUGGAACAAUAAGUUGGAGUACAUCCUGGCUCAGGUUGGCUUCUCUGUGGGUCUGGGCAACGUCUGGAGGUUUCCCUACCUGUGCCAGAAGAACGGUGGAGGUGCAUACCUGGUACCAUACUCUAUACUCCUUGUACUCAUCGGCAUUCCCUUGUUUUUCCUGGAGCUGGCGGUGGGUCAGAGGAUCAGGCGGGGGAGCAUCGGGGUGUGGAAUUAUGUAUACCCACAGCUGGGGGGCAUCGGCGUUUCCAGCCUGAUGGUUUGUGGUUUCGUGGGCCUCUAUUAUAACGUCAUUAUCGGCUGGAGCAUCUUCUAUUUCUUCCAGUCUUUUCAGUAUCCACUGCCUUGGGCUGAAUGCCCCCUCCGGAGAAAUGGAAGUCAAGCCAUUUUGGAGCCCGAGUGUGAGAAGAGCUCAGCCACCACUUACUUCUGGUACCGGCAGACUCUUAACAUCACCAGCACCAUCGACGACACCGGCGGCCUGAACUGGAGGAUGACCUUAUCCCUGCUGGUGGCUUGGAUCCUGGUCUGCAUGGCGGUCAUUAAGGGGAUCCAGUCCUCUGGGAAGGUGAUGUACUUCAGCUCCCUCUUCCCGUAUGUGGUACUUCUCUGUUUCCUGGUACGAGGUUUGCUGCUGAAGGGAGCGGUGGAUGGCAUCGCCCACAUGUUCACCCCCAAGCUGGAAAAGAUGUUGGAGCCCCAGGUGUGGAGAGAAGCAGCCACGCAGGUUUUCUUUGCUCUCGGCCUGGGUUUCGGAGGUGUCAUCGCUUUUUCCAGCUACAAUAAACGAGACAACAACUGUCAUUUUGAUGCAGCACUGGUUUCCGUCAUCAACUUUAUCACUUCCAUCCUGGCCACUUUGGUGGUGUUUGCCGUCCUGGGUUUCAAGGCUAACGUCAUGAACGAGAAGUGUGUGGUUGACAACGCAGAGAAGAUUCUGGGUUACUUAAACACGGGCGUGCUUAGCAAAGAGCUCAUCCCGCCACACAUCAACUUCUCCCACCUGUCUGCUCAGGACUAUGCAGAAAUGUACGGAGUUAUUAAGACGGUGAAGGAGGACAGCUUUGGCCAGCUGGGGCUGGACGCUUGCGUCCUGGAGGAUGAACUCAACAAGGCAGUUCAGGGAACGGGCCUGGCCUUCAUCGCUUUCACAGAAGCCAUGACUCACUUCCCCGCCAGUCCCUUCUGGUCCGUCAUGUUCUUCUUCAUGCUGAUCAACUUGGGCUUGGGAAGCAUGAUCGGCACCAUGACCGGCAUCACCACUCCCAUACUGGAUGCUUACAAGAUCCGCAAGGAGAUCCUGUGUGUGGUUUGCUGUGUUAUAGCCUUCCUGUUGGGCCUGCUGUUUGUGCAGCGUUCAGGGAACUACUUUGUUGCCAUGUUUGAUGACUACUCUGCUGGCCUACCACUCACUGUGGUGGUGAUCCUGGAGAACAUCUCUGUGGCGUGGAUCUAUGGAACAAAGAGAUUCAUGCAGGACCUGGAGGACAUGCUUGGCUUCAGACCGUACUCCUUCUACUUCUACAUGUGGAAGUACGUGUCACCUGCGGUCUUGACGUUGCUCAUUGUGGCUACUGUCAUUGAUUUGGCCAUCAGUCCUGCAGGAUAUAAUGCCUGGGUAGAAGCCGAGGGCGCAGAGCAUUUUGAAAGGUACCCUCCCUGGGCGCUGGGUAUGGCCUAUGCACUCAUUGUGGUCGCCAUGCUGCCUUUGCCCAUGGUCUUCAUCGCCCGCCACUUUAAUUUGAUCUCAGACGGCUCUAAUAAGCUGUCUGUCUCCUACCGUAAAGGUAUGAUGAAGGACAUUUCCAACCUAGAGGAGCAGGAUGAGCAGCGCUUCAUUCUCGGCAAGAACCCCAGUGAAGUUCCCUCCCCCAUGCCCCCCCACCGCGCUUAUCUGGGGCCUGGCGGCACCCAGGAGAUGACCAACACCAACUACGGUACCAGCACCAAGACGGGCUACCAGAACAUCGGCUCUCCUGAGUCUGAGUUAUGAUCUCCUGAGCUCAUAGGUCCAAUCGUCCACACAAACCCCACCCAGCUUGGAGGACGAGAGACAGGGGAAGUCACUUGCAGCAUUCAUCACGCCUUAACCCCAGAGUUAAAUCCCUCCAUCUCCCCCAUUUCUGCUCCAUCAUUUCUUUCCUGUGGUUCUUUUUUUUACUACCUGUUUUUUUCUUUUAUCUGUGCAGCUAAUUACCAGUAAAUCCCAGCCGUGAGAAAGGAAUUGUGGGAAUAUAGCAAUGACGUUCACAGGGAAAGAAAACGUGGGGCAGAGAUGGGAGCAAAGAUGUAACAGGUGUGUAGAAAAGUCCACCGUGGACCUAAUAAUUCAUAAAACUAUCUGAGGUUAAGGAGUGUGAAAUGCCACAGUGACUUGCAAUGUACCAGGCUGUCAUUUUAUGCGUAAACCAGUUUGUGCUUCUUCUGGCUCAAUGAAACAGGAUUGUUAAUCGUGGGGAUAGAAUGGAAGGAGACUUACGAAAGUAAAAACAAAUAGUCAAAACAAAUGUAUCAACAACAGUAUGUAGAAAAUGAUUCUGUUAGUGUUUUUAAGUUUUUUGUGCCUAUCAUGCAUCAGCAAUAAUAAGCAGUCCAAUAGGUUCCUGAGAAAACUGUGGAUCUCCUUCUAUCUCUAUUUUCCCACCAGUGUAUAAUAAUGUACAUAUAUGUUGUGCAAUAGUUUGAGACGUCGUCAUAAGUUGUGCAUUCACACUGCAAUAGUCCGAAGCAGUCCGGAGCAGCUUUGUUCCUCGUUAUUCCAUGAACACAAAAAGCACAGUCGCCCGGCAUCGUUAGAACAUCUCUGAGCCUUGAAACAGAGCAACGCUUUACUUUCAACCACCUGAGUUAUCGACACGCGUGGCUCAGGAGUCGGUACCAGCAGCAUGGUCGUCUGUGCUGUCUCAGUUCCGGCAGGUCGAGACAAAACCUUUGAGUUUUAAUCGGUCACUUCAAUCAAGUGUUUUAAUGAAUGCCUUAGAAGGGCGGCAGUGGUGAUGCACGAGCAGAAAUAGCAGAGCAGCUUGUGUUUGAUCAGAAGGCAUUGAUGGAGAGCUAGGCCAAGCAGGUAACACGAAUUUUGUCUUUGUGCACACAGACGUGCAUGUCAAUGCGAUGUCUGCCACGGAGUGAAAGCUCCUAAUGACCUUGUUUAAAAAUAGGGCCUUGUUACCCAGGGGAAGCCGUGGCAACGCACCAUAGAAACAUGUUAUCCUCUGAUGUGGAGGAGCAGAAGGAUGGCACACACCUUGCUCUCUGUUGCCCUCCACCUGCACGGCUGUUUCUCACAUUGUGACAGUGUAUUGAUUAACAGCUUCCCUGCCAUGCUAGACUGUGGAUCAGUCAAGCUUCAUCCCUUGAGGACGAGCAUUCAGUCUCACCGCCGUACAUUCCUGCAAUUGUGACCACUGCAAACUACACUUUAAUGUCUUUUUGUGAUCCGGAGUGUGCAAACAACACCUUUUUUAUUUUAUUCUGAUGUGCAAUCUUGUAUGACAGUGGAUGUUCCGGGGUGUAUUUUGAAACUGUACCGUGAUAUAAAUGUUGAAAACAGUUGGUAAUAUAUGCUUUUGGCCACUAGGUGUCUCUGCUGACUAGCAGAGACACCAGUCACGCCCUCUUUGUAUUGUUGCCCCUCCUCGAGACAGCACCGAUGCUUGAGACUGAACAGAUGUAGUGUGAAUCACAGUCAGUCACAUUGUUGGGUGCCUGAAUAGCAUGUAUGGUGUCCGUUGGCCUUUUGCUUUUGCCAUCAAAUUGGUAUUUUUUAUUUAUUUUAUAAUGUAGAUUGUACCAAUCUUUUGUCUCAUUCACUUGAGCACUUUAAUUAUGUACAGACCCUGGAGUUGUUUGUUAAGCACAUAUUUGAAGAAAAAAAAAACAUUUACUUAUACUGACAGAGAGAAAUUAAUGUCCAUAAAAGGCAUAAGACACAAAUGCAUCAUAACAAAAGAUACCUUUGAUUUCUAAUUUGCUUUUCCCAUUAGAUACUGACUGUCUUUGCAUGCAAAAUGUAUGUGGUUUAAAAGUUAACGUCAUGUGGAAAUGUUCCCCAUCAUCACUCCUGCGUCGACUGAUGGUUUCUUUCCCCAUUGUUAAGUCACACCUAGUUCAGACAGGCAGUUCCUGCAGUGAAGACGUCAAACACUUUAUCAAUGAUAUAAACAUACUCGAGUUUUUGAGUCUAACCUCCAAAGCAGUCCCCAUUAACUCCUACAUGGCGAUAUUGGGGGCACAGGUGAAAGCUGAAGCGGAGGUGUGACUUUGAGAGCGUCAACACGCUCGGUGGGGAAAGAUAUCAGAAAGUAUCUGAGAUGGAGUGAUUGGAAUGAACCAUAUGGAGGUGUGAAAGCGAGCAUGGACACUGCUUGGGUUUGAAUGCCUGCCUGAACUCGCUCCCGACGGUCACCACAACUAUGUUUUAUAUUAUGUAUGAUAGAGUCGUCCCUGCUGCAUGUUGUCAUUUAAUCCAAUAUGGCCCCACAUUUGCUCAGAUUUAAGGCUGCUCAUCACGUAACAGCAUGUACAGUCACUGCGCCUUAACCUUAAGAUGCUCUUAAAUUAUUUAUACAACAUGUUGUAAUCACCCCCCUUCCUAAAACUUUAGUAUGCACAGGCAGACAGAUCUUUAGUAAAAACAAGUGUUUAAAAUUUAAGGUGAAGGCGCUAAGCUGUUUAAAAAAAAUUAGUUUUGCUUGGAGUUGAAGCACAUCUUAUGAAAGCACAGAAUCGUGAAGGAGUUUUUAACUGCUUAAUAAACAAUGAGCUUCCCGAGUCAGCGUGGGUGAGCUGGGCGAGGAAGAUUAUGAUCACUUUAGUGAUACUUUGAUUCCAGCUUCCUGCAGGAGGUAUCUGGAGGAUAAAGCUGCACACUGAAAUGCACUGCCAGCCUCAGCGGAAAUAAAACGUCACCCUUCAAGAGAGCACAAUCACAGCCCAUGAGCUUAGAGUAUUUUAUAGUACUUUUAAUGACACUGAUGGUGAUGAUAAUUCAAAGGCACAGACAACAUUUUAAUACAGUUUGAACUCUGCAGAGCAGGUAAAUGUCAUAAAUAUAAAGAUGUAUUUGGUAGCGAAAAUGAUUACUGAAAACAAAUACUCCAACUCCAGGGUCUCUUCUUCUCGUCCAUGUGUCCGCUGUGUCGCAAGCAACUUUUAGAGGGAAGAUGAGAUGAAUUUGAUGGAAGUAGAGUAAAAGUGAAAUUAUUCAACUGCAAAUAGUCUUUAUGUGACCAACCAUAGCUAUAUUUAUAGUAUUUAAGAUGAUGUAUUUAAUCUGUACAUAUUGAUGUACAUUCUGAUAAAUUCACACUGAGUAUCUAUAGUGAAAGGGUGCAUACUUGAGCUGUAAAUAACAGUUGUAUAUUUUCAGAUAUUUUUGAUUUUUGUACUGUCAGUAAUGUUACUUUGAUGUCUGUGGUGUUUGUGUGUGGUUGAUCUCAGUGAAACAGAAGUGUGUGUGUGUGUGUGUGUGUGUGUGUGUGUGUGUGUGUGUGUGUGUGUGUGUGUGUGUGUGUGUGUGUGUGUGUGUGUGUGUGUGUGUGUGUGUGUGUGUGUGUGUGUGUGUGUGUGUGUGUGUGUGUGUGUGUGUGUGUGUGUUGACGUGUGUGUGUGUGAGUGAGUAAAGUCAGUAAAAGUACUUGUAGUUUUUUGGUGUUUUGCUGUGUGUUUUCUCCUCUCUCAGUGUUGUGUGCUGCUGAUCUAAACCAGUACCUGAAGUCCAAUGUAGUUGCAGUGGACUGGGACCACUCAUGUAUAAGCAGUCUCCUCUCUGUGUUUUUCACCGGGACUGUGAUGGAUUCCAGUACCGGCAACACUAACAGGAAGAAAUGUUUGACUGUAACAGUAAGAUGGAAACUUUAUAUAUUUGGGUGAAUAGAUGAAUAAUCUGUACAAACACAAAGGAGGAAACGGGAUAUUAAAAUAACCACUUUUAAUUAA
Molecule: messenger RNA, 6562 nt
Organism: Cololabis saira (Pacific saury)
Lineage: Eukaryota; Metazoa; Chordata; Actinopteri; Beloniformes; Belonidae
Gene: slc6a17
Product: solute carrier family 6 member 17
Exons: 12
Coding region: 423-2615 (730 amino acids)
Biological process (GO): alanine transport; sodium ion transmembrane transport; L-leucine transport
Cellular component (GO): plasma membrane; synaptic vesicle
Source: RefSeq, a predicted model, not a curated record